AUGAAUGUUGAUUCCAUAAUUUCAUCUGUUAUGAGUCAUGAUACUUGUAAACAUAGGUGGUUUGAAACAGAUGUGCUUUGUAUUGACAAGGUUUCAUUUGCUGGAGUUCAAAAUUCAAGAAUGAAUGUUGAUUCCAUAAUUUCAUCUGUUAUGAGUCGGGAUACUUGUAAACAUAGGUGGUUGGAAACCGAUGUGCUUUGUAUUGACGAGGUUUCGCAACCCAGUGCUAAAAACAUUGAACUGAUGAAUGUUUUAGCACAGCAAGUUAGAGGCUCAAUAAAAUUAUCUGGGGGACUACAUGUAAUUUGUAUUGGAGAUUUCUUCCAGCUACCACCAACUGAAAAUUAUGUGGACAAAGGGAGGUAUUGUUUUGAAAGCAUAUUAUGGCAACAUAUGUUUAAUCAUUCUGUAAUGCUAAAGACAGUAUAUCACCAAGAUCCAGAAGAGAAAUAA
Paramuricea clavata is the source of this 453-nucleotide messenger RNA. Lineage: Eukaryota; Metazoa; Cnidaria; Anthozoa; Malacalcyonacea; Plexauridae. The record is from the annotation of a GenBank genome assembly.